Messenger RNA from Tetrahymena thermophila SB210, 522 nucleotides. Its product is annotated as RNA polymerase Rpb7, amine-terminal domain protein. Gene Ontology annotation, biological process: DNA-templated transcription initiation. The transcript has 2 exons. The record is from RefSeq and is a predicted model, not a curated record. NCBI's taxonomy places the organism in Eukaryota, Ciliophora, Oligohymenophorea, Hymenostomatida, Tetrahymenidae.
AUGUUUUAUCAUACAUCUGGUUUAAGAACUAUUUUGUAGAUUCACCCUACUCAUAUGGGUAUGCUUAUUGGAAAUGAUAAAGUCAACCUUAAUAAUAAUGAUUUGCUUAAAAAAGAAUUAAUUGAAAAAGUAGAAGGUAAAAAAAGUAAUGAACAUGGAUAUAUUAUUUUGGUAGUAAAUUUAAGAUAUAUGAGCAAACCAUUAAUUGAUUAUGAUGGCUUUAUUAAAGUUGAGAUAUAGUUUGAUGCAUUAACAUUUAAACCAUAACUUAAAGAAUAUAUUGAUAUCUAAAUAACUGAAAUCAAGCAAAAUCACAUUGCUGGUUCUGUUGGCCCUAUGAACAUAUUUUAUGUCCCCAAUCGUAAGCUUCCUUAACAACUUUAAAACGAAUUAAAAGAUGGUAAACUUGAAUCUGAUGAUUUAACCUUAUACGAAGGUGAUAAAUUGAGAGUUUUGAUAGAAACUAUUAACAAUGAUAAAAUCCUUUGUAAAGUAGAUGAUGAUUUUAAUAGUUAUUAAUGA